Messenger RNA from Miscanthus lutarioriparius, 1200 nucleotides. NCBI's taxonomy places the organism in Eukaryota, Viridiplantae, Streptophyta, Magnoliopsida, Poales, Poaceae. The record is from the annotation of a GenBank genome assembly.
AUGAUCGAGCAGUUCGUCAACUUCGUCAUCCGGCCGCCUCGUGCAGAGUACAAUCCAGAUCAGUAUUUAUGGGAGCCAGAGUUUACUCUCGCCGGAAGGAGGUAUAAAAGAUUAGAUUUGGAGGCAAUGGAUGCAGAGCAGAUGCAAAUGAAGCCGCUGUCAUACUUCUUCCUUCAAAUAUCACUCUUUUUACACUUGACUUUGCCGGAUCAGGGCUAUCAAGUGGAGAUUAUGUCAGCCUUGGUUGGCAUGAGUCUGCUAUAUGGAGCAGAAGACCCCUCAAUUGCAGGCAUGGUUCUGGAUAGUGCUUUCGCUAACUUAUAUGACUUGAUGAUGGAGCUCGUAGAAGUUUACAAAAUACGAGUUCCUAAGUUCACGGUUAAGAUGGCUGUUCAGUACAUGCGACGUGUCAUUCAGAGAAGAGCUAAAUUUGACAUAAUGGAUCUUAAUGUUGUCCAGUUUGCACCCAAGACGUUUAUUCCUGCAUUAUUUGGACAUGCUUCAAAUGAUAUGUUUAUUCAGCCACAUCACACAGAACGUAUUCAUCAGGCAUAUGCUUUUCCUUCAACUUGCACAAAUAAAUUUGAUAAGUAUUACAACCUUGGUGCUUUUAAGGGUGGUGCUGGUACCAAUGAGAGCUUAUUAUAUGAGAUCAUCAAUGGUCUACGGGCAGCUGGCACUGAUGCAGGAAGUUCAUCAGCUGCUACAGCUAAUUUCACAAAUGCUACAAAAUCAGUAGUUGAAUUGCUGACAGAGAGGGUAAAUCAGCUAUCUGUUAAAAAUGAUAAUGACUUGGAUUUUCUUUUGGAUGAAAAUCAUAACCCCACUGAGAUGGACGGUAACACAGGAGAGUGUCAUUUAGAGGAUAAAGCAAACAGACAAACAGAGGAAUGCUGUUCAUACACCAGCUCAAACAGAGAGAGCUGGGGAAGAUGUUCCUCCUUGGGUGGAGCUAGUGAUGGAUCGUCAUCAGGCGAGCAGCCUGAGAUACCUAAUCAUAAGCUCAAGAGCAUGACACUAAGGGCUCUAGCAACGCCACUGAGACGGGUACGAAGGAAACCUCUACCUCUCACGAUCCCGAAGGAGAAGAAGAAUCAAUCACUGUGGAAGAGGAACUCACUGAUGGUUCACCGACAGAACCUGCGCUGCGAUUUGGAGCUUCUGACAUUCAGCGCCAAUCAUGCUGUGUACAUUGGUUGA